Molecule: messenger RNA, 435 nt
Organism: Prorocentrum cordatum
Lineage: Eukaryota; Dinophyceae; Prorocentrales; Prorocentraceae
Source: the annotation of a GenBank genome assembly
GGAGGAGCGCGACGGGCUCCUGGAGAGGUGCGCCGCCCUGGAGGAGCGCAGCGCGCGGCUGCUCGACGAGAUCGCCGUGCUGCGGGGCCGCGCUGACGUGGACCUGCCCCACUGGGCGGCGAGGCUCCGGGCCUGCAGGGGCCGGCUGGAGCAGGCCGCUGCUCCGUUCUCCAGCGUGCCGCUGGGGGAGAAGCUGGCUGCGACCGCUGCGGAGCUGGAGGACGUGGAGGCGGGCAUCCUGGGCCUGAACGGCGCCCCGCUCCGCGAGGAGCUGGCGGAGCUGAAGCGCGGCUUCUCGGCCACCCUGGAGGAGAACCUCCAGCGGGAGGAGGCCCUGCGGCGGGAGAACGCGCAGCUCCGCAGCAUGCUGAAGGCCGUGGGCCGCCCCGCGGGGGAGCCCGCCGCGCCCGCGGGCGAGCCCGCAGCGCCGCCGGC